AUGAAGUCGGGGCAGUUAGCAAAGCCUAUUACACACGAUCAGGUCGCUGAGCUUCAUGAACUCUUUCGCCACUUCGAUGGGGCCGGGGAGGGUGUCCUUGAAAUGUCCAGGAUUAAAGAAUUUUUUUUUCAAAUGGGACCGGAAUUCGCAGAGGAGGUAUUUGUGCCUGUGGUCUUGGACGCAAAUCUCGAUAAGGUGGAGGAGAUAACCUUUGCACAGUUUUUUUUAAUUUUCUUGAACAUAUCCGGAAGAAUGCCUAGUAAUGGGAAUUAUGAACUUGAACAGUUAAAAGAGGUUUUUGCUGCAUUUGACCCUGAGUGCACGGGGUAUAUUGAGGUGAAUCGUUUCAUGCAAAUCAUGCUGGAGGAAGGGAAGCCGAUCUCUUCCUUCGAGGGAAAGGAACUUUUAUUACAGCUCCGGUACUUUGGGUGUAUGCGCAAAGGAAAAGUGAAUUAUGGUAAAUUCUUAUCUAGAAUUUUCGUGUCGGGCACGUCUAAUACAUUGUUUGCUGCCACUUGA
This is a messenger RNA of Trypanosoma conorhini, 519 nucleotides long. RefSeq names its product ATP-binding protein cassette, sub-family E, member 1. Gene Ontology annotation, molecular function: calcium ion binding. NCBI's taxonomy places the organism in Eukaryota, Euglenozoa, Kinetoplastea, Trypanosomatida, Trypanosomatidae. Bases 1 to 519 code for a protein of 172 amino acids. Gene Ontology annotation, cellular component: myosin II complex. The transcript has a single exon. The record is from RefSeq and is a predicted model, not a curated record.